Cydia pomonella (codling moth) is the source of this 2447-nucleotide messenger RNA. RefSeq names its product odorant receptor Or1-like. Gene Ontology annotation, biological process: detection of chemical stimulus involved in sensory perception of smell; sensory perception of smell. Gene Ontology annotation, molecular function: olfactory receptor activity; odorant binding. NCBI's taxonomy places the organism in Eukaryota, Metazoa, Arthropoda, Insecta, Lepidoptera, Tortricidae. Gene Ontology annotation, cellular component: plasma membrane. The transcript is spliced from 10 exons. Bases 1009 to 2136 code for a protein of 375 amino acids. The record is from RefSeq and is a predicted model, not a curated record.
UAAACCAGUUAGGGUAAGUGACUUUAGGACAAACGUUGAUAGGGAUUCAGAAUGACACCCACUAAAAAAACUAGUAUCUCGCAACUCGUGUGUUGCUUUACAUUGCGGGCCGAAUUAUUUUGUAUGGUUAAAAAUUUGUGGUGGCUAAACAAAUUUAUUUAUUUGCAAAAGAAAUUUAACAUUUAAUUUAAAUAGAGGAAAUACAAAAUAACACAUAAAAUAUGAGUGAGCAUGCAAAUAAUUAACAAAUUUAUAUAACUUAUUAUUAAAACUAGAACUUGUAAUUUACGAGCAUUUCAUGUAAAAUAGGCUCACGAACAUGCUUAAUAAAAUAAAGCUGUAUAUGUACCGUUAUAAAUGUGAGUAUUUCCAAAUUAAAUACUUGUUGCCUAGUUUUCACUAACUAUAAGCUGUUGCCAAGACAUUUUAUUACACUUUAGCCGUAUUGCAAUUUCAACUCAACGUGCGUUGAGUUGAGCGACAAUAUUUUUCUCAAUAGUGCAUUAUCUUUGUUCCCAUGUAGAAUAUUUACCAGGGCCCGAUUUACAUAUUAAGAAUUACGUAGUCUGAUAGUUUACGCUUGUAGACAUUUUAAUUUAUGGCACUGUUUAAUUUCUUUAGGUAGGCUUUUCAUUGUAUUUCUAAGCUAAAAAUUUCUCAACAUACUUCUUAGCUCCCAUGCUAACCACCGUUUAAAUAUUCGCCCGUAUAGGAUUUACACACUGUACUAUAAGUAAUAAACGUAUUGAGUAAAACGUCGACUUUAGCAUAAUUCUCGAAGAAAAUUACAGGCAAUCACAUAAUACGAAUCGAAUUUCUGAAGUACUUAUUAUGAAUAUGGCGUCAAAUAUCUUAAUAACAUGUCUGAGCUCCUGCAAUUAAACGCAUUUGAUUGCAGCGAUCACCAGUUUCACAGCAAAAUUAUGUCACUUGAAAGAGAAUAGGUAUUGACUCGUCACGUGUGUUGUUUUUAAGCAAAAUCAGCUUCAAAUAUAAUACAGGGAUACAAUGAAGAAUUCCGACUGCCUCGCGUCAUCUAUAGCCGUGAUGAAGUAUACUGGAGUAUGGAUGCCGGACAAUCUGACGUAUGGCGGGAGAAUGACCUACAUGGUGUUUAGAUGUGUUACGCAAACGUUCAUAUUCGUCUUCAUCAUUCUGGCUGAGAUAGCCUAUGUGUAUAAGCACCGCCACGACUCGGAGCGUAUGGUAGACGCGGCGGUGUUGCUGCUUUCACAUCUCGUGCAAGCCGUCAAGCUGAUGACAAUCAUUGUCCGCCAGGAAAGGAUCAAGCGUCUCAUCUCCUUGGGAGACGGUCCUGCCUUCACCCCCACGGAACCGAAACUCAAAGCGCAGCUAGAGCGAGCGGUGAAGCUGACCGGAUUGAUCGGCAACCUGGUGUUGUGGUCGGCCUGUAUUACCGGCGUGUUCUGGUUCGUGGUGCCGGCGCUGAAGGAUGUGUUAACGCUGCCCCUGAAAAUAACCUUCCCUUUCGACAUUAGUGGGCAGUACAUUUUCGCAGUGAUGUACGUGUAUACGUCGCUGAGCGUGUUGACGUGCGGCGUGGGUGACGCCGCCGAGAACUUUCUCGUCUCAGGAGUACUGACGCUUGCGUCUACUCAGGUCGGCUUGCUGCACGAACAGCUGUUGGAUCUUAAAACUGACGGUAAAGAUGGCUGUUACAAGAAAGCGGUGCUCUGCGUUAAGUUCCAUCAACGAAUCAUCGAGUACGUUGAAGAGGUCGCGAAGAUAUUCGGCUUGCCGAUUUUCUGCCAAUGCGUCACGAGCAGCAUAGUCGUAUGCAUGACUGUUUAUAAAAUAACUAUUACACAAGAGCCAGUAGAAAUGGUCACCUUGGUAUUCUACUUGAUAUGCGUUAUGAUGGAGCUAAUGAUGUAUUGCUACCCUGCCGAUGUACUUUUGAAUAAGAGCCUGCAAGUAUCGGACGCAGCGUACCCGGAGUGGUCGGGCAACAUUAAGACAGCUCAGGUGCUACUGCUGACCACGCUGCGCGCUCAACGAGCCUUGGUUGUCAACGCUGGUGGCAUGUUCAAGAUCUCUCUACCUACUGCGGCCGCUGUAGUGCAAACAUCGUACACAUAUUACGCGCUAUUACAACAGAAGCUCAAGAAGGAAUAAAUUAGAACUUUACAGCCAUGUUAGAUCUGAUUCACAGAGUAGUUGGUGCAACAAUUGUAAAAUUAGAGACUGUGAGCUUUAGACCUCGCGAUUAGCUUAGAAAAUGUAGAAGAGAAAGAAUAUUCAGUUUGUUGAGUCAUGCACUAUAAUUACGAAAAUGGUGUGCUCACAUGCCCGCAAUGUUCGCGAACUUUUGGUAGCAAGAUCGGCUACAUCAGUCACUUGCGAGCACACCAGAGACAGCAACGGAGUUGAUAGCAGUCGCCGUGGCCGAAUCGGUCGUGGAGUUAUUAUCACAGUGAACUCACAAU